Messenger RNA from Manis pentadactyla (Chinese pangolin), 2549 nucleotides. It is a transcript of the gene NR1I2, whose product is annotated as nuclear receptor subfamily 1 group I member 2. The transcript is spliced from 10 exons. Bases 1 to 1536 code for a protein of 511 amino acids. Gene Ontology annotation, biological process: negative regulation of transcription by RNA polymerase II; cell differentiation; positive regulation of transcription by RNA polymerase II. Lineage: Eukaryota; Metazoa; Chordata; Mammalia; Pholidota; Manidae. Gene Ontology annotation, molecular function: RNA polymerase II cis-regulatory region sequence-specific DNA binding; nuclear receptor activity; zinc ion binding. The record is from RefSeq and is a predicted model, not a curated record.
AUGGAGGGUCAGGCUGAGGGGCAGGGAACUGCUGGCUCCUGGCAGGCCUGCUCUAGAGCCCGAGGGCCCCCCUCCCAGGCCAGUCUCCCUGCCCCUGAUCAGCCAUCUGCCCUGCGGUGGGAGCUGCAGGUCACACUCUUGAGCACGGAGAAGAGCAGGUGCUGCCGUGACUUGGGAGCUGCGGCCUGUCCCCCAGUUUUUUUCUCUUCUAGUCCUAGAGGACCAGAAGCAAACCUGGAGGUGAGAGCUGAGCACAGCUGGCACCAUGCUGACCUUCUGCUCUGUGAAGAAGCAGACUCCACUGCCGGAAAGCCCGCCACCAGCGCAGAUGAGGGAGAUGGUACCCAGGCCUGCCGAGUCUGUGGGGACAAGGCCACUGGGUAUCACUUCAAUGUCAUGACCUGUGAAGGAUGCAAGGGCUUUUUCAGGAGGGCCAUGAAACGCAAUGCCCGGCUGAGGUGCCCCUUCCGGAAGGGCACCUGCGAGAUCACCCGGAAGACGCGGCGGCAGUGCCAGGCCUGCCGCCUGCGCAAGUGCCUGGAAAGCGGCAUGAGGAAGGAGAUGAUCAUGUCCGACGCGGCCGUGGAGCAGAGGCGUGCCCUGAUCAGGAGGAAGAGGGGAGAACGGAUCGGGACUCAGCCCCCAGGAGCCAGGGGUCUGACUGAGGAGCAGCAGGCGAUGAUCAAGGAGCUGAUGGCCGCGCAGAUGAAAACCUUUGACACCACCUUUGCCCAUUUCAAGGAUUUCCGGCUGCCCGAGGUGCUUAGCAGUGGCUGCAGGAUUCCAGAGUCUCUGCAGACUCCAUCCGGGGAAGAAGCUGCCAAGUGGACCCGCAUCCGGGAAGGUUUGUGUUUGGUGAAGCUCUCUCUGCAGCUGCGGGGGGACGACGGCAGUGUCUGGAACUACACACCCCCAGCUGACAGCGGCGGGAAAGAGAUCUUUUCCUUGCUGCCUCACAUGGCUGACAUGUCAACCUACAUGUUCAAAGGCAUCAUCAACUUUGCCAAAGUCAUCUCCCACUUCAGGGACUUGCCCAUUGAGGACCAGAUCUCCCUGCUGAAGGGGGCCAGCUUUGAGCUGUGUCAACUGAGAUUCAACACUGUGUUCAAUGCGGAGACUGGGACCUGGGAAUGUGGUCGGCUGUCCUACUGCCUGGAAGACCCUGCAGGGGGCUUCCAGCAGCUUCUACUGGAGCCCGUGCUGAAAUUCCACUACAUGCUGAAGAAGCUACAGCUGCACAAGGAGGAGUACGUGUUGAUGCAGGCCAUCUCCCUGUUCUCCCCAGACCGCCCAGGUGUGGUGCAGCGCAGCGCGGUGGACCAGCUGCAGGAGCAAUUCGCCAUGGCCCUGAAGGCCUACAUCGAGUGCAACCGGCCCCAGCCUGCCCACCGGUUCCUGUUCCUGAAGAUCAUGGCUAUGCUCACGGAGCUUCGCAGCAUCAACGCUCAGCACACCCAGCGGCUGCUGCGCAUCCAAGAUAUACACCCCUUUGCCACCCCACUCAUGCGGGAGUUGUUCAACCUCACAGAUGGCUGAGCAGCUGCCCCUUGGGCAGGUCUCCCUGGGCAGCCAGAAGCAGAGCCUUCGGAGCCGCUGCCCCUGGGACUAGACAGAUGGGUACCGCUGAGAGCUGCCCGUGCCCUGCAGGUCCUGCCCCCCAGGGAACUCAUGAUGACAGCUCUGACUGUGCUGGCUCGCAUUGCUCAGGGUGGGACAUGGGUCUCCCAGCCCUCGGCUCCGUCUGUGGAGAGGGAAGCCAGAGAGCCUUGUAGGGAACAUGCGCUGGCCUCUAGGUCAGGCCCAUCAAGAGGCAGAGCCGUCCUCCCCUUAGAAAAGGCUCUGUGGCCUGGGGACUGAGCGUCGUGGGAGAUGGAAAAGGGCAACGGGAGCUGGGCCAAAUCCAUUGGCUUCUUGGGUAUUUCGUUGCCACCUCAAGUACCCGCCUCCCACUUCCAACUCAUUGCCGACCCUGAGGCUCCAUCCUGAGACAUGAGGUGAGUUUCAGGCCUGUGCCUGUCAGCAGGUGCACUAGUGUCUGCUGGGGUAUUCUGCAGAGAAGCCAGAGGCCUGCACCAAGUAUCAGGCAUUUGUCGUGACCUUCCAUGUGUUAUUCUUCCCUCUUUUUGGGAUCCUCAUUUUGUGUCUCUGCAUCCAUUCAAACACAUUAUCAAGCAGCAACAGUAUGCAACCUGCUCUGGGGUAUACAGUGCUGACUCAGACAGGGAUCCUGACCUCAGGGAGUUUAUAGUUUAAAGAAAACAAAGCAGAAAUACAAAAAGCUUUGGUCACAAAAGGAGAGGUGGUAAGAAACACAAGGAAUGUCCUUGUGUGGAUGCUGAGCUAUGUGGGGUCUGCAUGCUCCUGGGGACACAAAUGAGGGAUCCCUGGAACAUGUGCUCAUGGCAGGAAGGGCACUAAUGGGCUAGGAGCACACAUGUGUGACUUAGUGCAUGUCUGCUUCCACAUCCGAACUGGGGCUUGGGCGUGUUCCUUAGGCUGGAACACCAGGGUGGUCUCUGUGACGGCGGUUAAUAAACAUGCUAGGUGAA